Messenger RNA from Pseudoliparis swirei, 5983 nucleotides. RefSeq names its product KIT proto-oncogene, receptor tyrosine kinase a (gene kita). Gene Ontology annotation, biological process: positive regulation of MAP kinase activity; positive regulation of cell migration; Kit signaling pathway. Gene Ontology annotation, molecular function: transmembrane receptor protein tyrosine kinase activity; ATP binding; cytokine binding. The record is from RefSeq and is a predicted model, not a curated record. Lineage: Eukaryota; Metazoa; Chordata; Actinopteri; Perciformes; Liparidae. The transcript is spliced from 21 exons. Bases 296 to 3229 code for a protein of 977 amino acids. Gene Ontology annotation, cellular component: signaling receptor complex.
CACCCCUUACACCUCCUCCUCCUCCUCCUCCUCCUCCACCUCCACCACCUACUCCACCCUGGCGCGCUCCUGGAGCCACAGCAAUGUUUGCGGAUAUCGGCGCCGGCUGCGUGCUGCUCCUCGCUGGACGUCUGCGCCUCUGAAGGCGCGCGAGUUCAACUUCUCCACAACUCCGACGCGCGCGCGCGCGGAUCCCGGUAGAGUAGAGACGCCGUAAAGCCACCAGUCCACCUCCACCCCCCUCCCCCUCCCCGGAGCGGCUCACCUUCACGGCCAGACCCAUGGAAUAAUCACUAUGGAAUACCACUGCGUCCUGCUGCUGUCUGUGUGUCUGCAGCUGACCUUCCGUCCAGGCGACAACAAGCCCACCAUCACCCCCGCCGGCCCCCACCUCGUCGCCCCGCUCAACGCGCCCUUCGAGCUGCGUUGCCAGGGCGACAAGGAGAUGCUGUGGCAGCGGGAGGACCGGCGGAAGGUGCGCGGCGAGAAGAAGAUGGCCGGGGCGUCCACGCUGCGCGUCGCCAGGGCCCAGCCCGUCCACAUGGGGCGCUACAUCUGCCUGGAGGAGAGUACCAAGGAGCAGACCUCCAUCUACGUCUACGUGAAAGAUCCCGACAACCCCUUCAGGAAAUCCAUCGUGUCCAACAUCCUCACCCGGGUGGGCGACCACGUCUCCAUCCCAUGCCUGGCGUCGGAUCCGAGACUGGACCGCCUGAGCCUGGAGACCUGCUCCGGCAGACCUCCGGCCCCCGGCCUCCGGUUCACCGCCAGCCUGGAGGGCGGCAUCGACAUCCGGGACGCCCAAAAGGCGUUCGAGGGAUGCUACGUCUGCACGGGGAGACUCGGCCGGGAGGGCGUCCGCUCGCGAGACUACUACCUGACAGUGAGGCCAGUCCCCGUCGCUCGUCCCGUGAUCGAGAUGCAGGCGACCAGAAGAGUGAUUCUCACGCGGGACGAGAGCCUCUCGCUCACCUGCAACACCACCAACGUCAACGCCGAAAUCAAGCUCAAGUGGGUCACCCCCCCUGGCUCGCAACCAGCAAAGGUUGACGGUGCUUCGCGCAUCCUGACGGAGAACUUCAACCACGCGCGCAGCACCAUGCUGCACAUCGCGGCCGUCGGCCACCAGGACGCCGGGAGCUACCGGUGCGAAGCCCAGAAUGAGAAAGGGGUCAGCUCGCAGUCGACGUGGCUCGACGUUUAUGAGAGAGGAUUCAUCCACUUGGAUCCCAUGACCAACGAGACGAUCCACGUGCGGUCGGGCGAGAGCCUGACGCUGGACGUGGACAUGGAGGCGUACCCCAAGCCGCGCAGCUUCUCCUGGAGCUUCAUGGGCUGCGAGCUGAGGAACACCACGGACCACGUCAUCAGCACGCACGGCCACGAGUACAGGUACAGCAGCGAGCUCCGGCUGGUGCGCCUGAAAAUGUCAGAGGGCGGAGUUUACACCUUCCAGGCCUCCAACGGCGACGCUUCAGUGAACCACACCUUCACCAUCUUCGUCAUCAGUAAACCGGAGAUCGUGUCUCACGAGGGUCCGGUGGACGGACAGGUGCGCUGCGUGGCCGAGGGCUUCCCCGCCCCCCAGAUCACCUGGUACUACUGCGAGCAGCCCUACGCCAGGUGCUCCCAGCAGGUGAACGCCACCCAGGAGGAGCACAACGUCAUCACCGUCACGCUGUUCAGCCCGUUGUUCGGCAAGACGGAGGUGGAGAGCCGCGUGAACGUGAGCCGCGGCCGCUACAGCACGCUGGAGUGCGUGGCCACGGUGGAGGGGGAGCAGGCCUACACACUGUUCUCCAUCAGCGAGAGAACCGUUCCCCACGACCUCUUCACCCCUCUGCUCAUCGGCUCCGUGUCGGCGGCCGGCAUCCUCUGCCUCGUGCUCAUCACGCUGUUCUACAAGUACAUGCAGAAACCCAAAUACCAGAUCCAGUGGAAAGUUAUCGAGGGCAUCCACGGAAACAACUACGUGUACAUCGACCCCACCCAGCUGCCGUACGACCACCAGUGGGAGUUUCCGCGAAACAACCUUCGUUUUGGGAAGACGUUGGGAUCCGGCGCCUUCGGGAAGGUGGUGGAGGCCACGGCGUACGGGCUCUCCGAGGCGGAUUCGGUCACGACGGUGGCCGUGAAAAUGCUCAAAUCUAGCGCUCACGCCACGGAGAAGGAGGCGCUGAUGUCGGAGCUGAAGGUCCUCAGUUACUUGGGCAACCACAUGAACAUCGUCAACCUGCUGGGAGCCUGCACUGUUGGAGGCCCCACCCUGGUGAUCACGGAGUACUGCUGCUUCGGCGACCUCCUCAACUUUCUGCGCCGGAAGAGGGAAUCCUUCAUCUGCCACAAGCUGGAGGAAGACUGCUAUUACCGCAACGUGGCGCCGCACAGCGACGCAGCCGGUAACAGCUUGAGCGGCUACAUGACCAUGAGGCCUUCUGCCGCCGGCAAGCUGCCGUUCGGCUCGUCUUCCGAGAAGAGACGCUCGCUUCGCAAAGGUGGCUCCGAUGAGGAAGAUGAGGAGAGCGAGAUGUUCGACGAGGAUGGUCUGUCUCUUGACACCGAAGACCUCCUCAGCUUCUCACACCAAGUGGCCAAAGGCAUGGAGUUCUUGGCCGCCAAAAACUGCAUCCACAGAGAUCUGGCCGCCAGAAAUAUCCUCCUGACUCAAGGACGGGUAGCAAAGAUCUGUGAUUUCGGCCUCGCCCGAGACAUCAACACGGACUCCAACUACGUCGUGAAAGGCAACGCCCGCCUCCCGGUGAAGUGGAUGUCUCCAGAGAGCAUCUUCGAGUGCGUCUACACCUUCGAGAGCGACGUGUGGUCCUACGGCAUCCUGCUCUGGGAGAUCUUCUCUCUCGGAAACAGCCCGUACCCCGGCAUGGCCGUGGACGCCAAGUUCUACAAGCUCAUCAAAGAAGGAUCCAGGAUGGACGCGCCGGAGUUCGCCCCCGGAGAAAUGUACCAGGUGAUGAGGUCGUGUUGGGACGCCGACCCCUUCAACCGGCCGCCCUUCAGGAAGGUCGUGGAGCGCAUCGAGCAGCAGCUGACGGACGCCACCAAGCACAUCUAUCUGAACUUUAGCCCCAGGCUUCCCGUGACGCCGCGCCCCGGCGAGGAGCCCGGGUCGCUCCGCCGCCUCGACGCCGCUCCACCCAGCGCGACCCGGCCCCUCCUGGUCCAGCACGAGGUCUUCCUGGAGGGCCCGACCCUCCGCGCCCACCGGGUGUGAGGACCCCCCCCCCCCGGGCUGCCUCGUAAAGUGCCUGUGAAAACAAACACAACCAUCAGAACCUCGGCGACAGCGGCGAUUUGUUGUCGCCGGGUAGAUUUCAUCCAUUGCCCCGAAAAACUCCUGACUCCUCCUGGGAGCUGACAGGGGGGGGGGGGGACUCCUGCAGAGGACUGUUCGGGCACCCUUGGGUGCAGCGGUGGAGGGACGGCGACCCGUUCGGAAAGACGGUCGCAUUGUUUUAUCCGGUUCCGUUUGUCCUUCACGUUUCAUGAAGGUCGUUCGCUUUCUUUCGAUUCAUCGCAAAAAGAUCUUGAUACUGUUUUUUCUGAUAUUUAUUUAGCUUGUUUUUUGUUGUUGUUGUUGUUGUUUUUCUUCGGCCAUUGCAAUCGUUGGAGGAAACGCCUCGAGGCACAAACACACAACGCCGUUUUGGUUUUUCUUCUUCUUUUUUUUAACUCUUUUAUUGUCAGUAUUAUUUCCAACUGUUCAGAUCCGUGUCGAUAUGAAGGAGAGACAACUUCUUUUUUCUGGGGGCCAAUUUUGAGUUUAGGAAUGAAGACGCAGGUGUGUGAGUACAGCAGGAAACACACACCUGCUCUCUGAUGUCAACUACUGCAUCUGUUCACACGCACACACACACACACACACACACACACACACACACACUGGUCUUCAGAGGUCUGUCGACUGACUGCUGGAGAGUUCUCUUGUAAAAGUGUAAAUAACUGUUUGUGGUCUUUGUUUACAAGCAUGAGAUAGGUACUGCCACUGAGUUUAUGUUCUUUCUCCUCCUCCUCUUCUUCACCUCCUCCUCCUCCUUCAUUCUGCUUCGGCUGACGGAUUAAAUUAAGAGCGUCGUGCUUUUUGAUGGACAUGACGUCACCUGUUGGUUUGAAGCCUCGAGCUCAACAGGAAGUGACGAUGUCUGGACUGAGCCGCCCACGUCUCUGUCAACCUGUCAAUCACCUUAAGCCCCGCCCCUAAAGCGUCCCCUGCUUUACGGUCUGUGUGACUCUACAGACCAUAAAGUAUAAAUGAUGACAUCAUGCUGUAUAGAAGAAGACUAGAAACUAGAGACUGAGACAUAAACUCAUGUUUACAAUGUUUACUGAGGGAAUACAUCAAGAGAGAAGUAGAGUCACUAUAGAGACUUCUAUACAACCAGAGGAGCCCCCUGGUGGUCAGGAGAGAGAAUUCAGCUUCAACACAUGAAGAAUAUACUUCUAUACAACCAGAGGAGCCCCCUGGUGGUCAGGAGAGAGAAUGCAGCUUUAACACAUGAAGCAUAGACUUCUAUACAACCAGAGGAGCCCCCUGGUGGUCAGGAGAGAGAAUGCAGCUUUAACACAUGAAGCAUAGACUUCUAUACAACCAGAGGAGCCCCUUGGUGGUCAGGAGAGAGAAUGCAGCUUUAACACAUGAAGCAUAUACUUCUAUACAACCAGAGGAGUCACCCCCUGGUGGCCUUUAGAAACAAUGCAGGUUUAAGAAGCGUUGUUUCCAGAUCAUUACGACCCCCCCCCCCCAGGUGGUGAAGAGCACCGGGCAAGUGUCCUUUGAAUGAAUGCGUGUGUGUGUGUGUGUGUGUGUGUGUGUGUAGGUGUGUGUGUGUAUGUGUAUGUGUGUGUGUGUGUGUGUUUGUGUAUGUGUGUUUGUGUGUGUGUGUGUGUGUUUGUGUAUGUGUGUGUGUGUGUGUGCAUGUGUGUGAACUGCAGCAUUACAUAUAGAUAGUGUCGAGGUGCCACUACUACGGACCCUCGCGUGGUCCGGGCGACUAGAGGCCCAGAGACCAGGACCAGAGACCAAGACCAGAGACCAAGACCAGAGACCAAGACCAGAGACCAAGACCAGAGACCAGGACCAGAGACCAGGACCAGAGACCAAGACCAGAGACCAGGACCAGAGACCAAGACCAGAGACCAAGACCAGAGACCAAGACCAGGACCAGAGACCAAGACCAGAGACCAGAGACCAGGACCAGAGACCAGGACCAGAGACCAAGACCAGAGACCAGGACCAGAGACCAAGACCAGAGACUAGAGACCAGAGACCAAGACCAGAGACCAAGACCAUAGACCAGGACCAGAGACCAAGACCAGAGACUAGAGACCAGAGACCAGGACCAGAGACCAAGACCAGGACCAGAGACCAGGACCAGAGACCAGGACCAGAGACCAGGACCAGAGACCAAGACCAGAGACCAGAGACCAGGACCAGAGACCAGGACCGCGUCGGCGCUCCGUGUAAAUAUGAAUGUUUAUGUAAAGAAGUGACGUUGACACUCUGAAGACGUUCAUCGCCGUGACGACGUGGUCCAUGGAUGCAGAGUUUUAUUUUGCCGUAUUUUCUUCACGUGUGCACAAGAUAUUCCCAACUGUUGGUUCAACUUGGGGGGGGGGGGGGUAUAAAAAAGCUGCUUACGUCUCCGUCACCAUGGUAACUUAAACGGAAGAGAUUACACUUCGGGUAGAUUUUUGGCUGAUUCAUAAUUUUUAAGCAGUUCACUUGGGCCGACCGCCUCGUCCAUAAUAAAUCAUCUUUUUUUUUUUUUUUACUGAUAUUGACGGGAUUAUUGAACACGUCUGAUAUCAGUAAAAACAUUAAAAUAAAAAUUGUUUGUCAUUUCAUCGCUCCCCUAAGUGUUUCUCCUGCAUUUUGCUCCAUAUUUAUUGAACCUGAGGCGUUAGUGUUCCUGUCAUGUUGAUGUUGUCGUUGUAAAUAAAAUUGUGUAUAUUGAAUUCCCAAAUGAAA